AUGGCGACCACCACCGUCACGGUCACUGAGACCCGAACAGAGCCCAUGACGGCUGACACCAUCCUCCGCCUCUUCCCCGACAUCGACACCAGCUCGGAGGCACUUUCCGGCCACGACGAGGAGCAGAUCCGGCUGAUGGACGAGGUGUGCAUUGUGCUGGAUGAUAAUGACAUGCCAGUAGGCAAGGCCAGCAAAAAGCUCUGCCACCUCAUGUCCAACAUUGACAAGGGACUGUUGCACCGGGCCUUUUCCGUCUUCCUGUUCAACGACAAAAACGAGCUGCUCCUCCAGCAGCGUGCCUCCGAAAAGAUCACCUUCCCCGACAUGUGGACCAACACCUGCUGCUCGCACCCUCUGGCCGUGUCCGGCGAGACUGGCUCCAACCUUCCCGAUGCUAUUGAAGGAGCGAAGCGUGCGGCGCAGCGAAAGCUUGAGCACGAGCUGGGCAUUAAAAAGGAGCAGGUUCCAAUCGAAAAGUUCCGAUUCCUCACACGUAUUCACUACAAGGCUCCCAGUGACGGCAAGUGGGGAGAACAUGAAAUUGACUACAUCCUGUUCAUCAAGACGAACGUCGAUCUCAAGCCCAACCCCAACGAGGUCCAGGCCACUCAGUACGUCAGCGCUGACAAACUCAAGAAGCUAUUCGAGGACCCCUCGUUGAAGUUCACCCCCUGGUUCAAGCUCAUUUGCAACUCGAUGCUGUUUGAGUGGUGGGCGAGCCUUGACUCUGGUCUGGAGAAGUACACCAACGAGCAGGAAAUCCGACGCAUGCUGUAA
This is a messenger RNA of Metarhizium robertsii ARSEF 23, 777 nucleotides long. Its product is annotated as Isopentenyl-diphosphate delta-isomerase, type 1. The transcript has 3 exons. The coding region runs from base 1 to 777 and encodes 258 amino acids. Gene Ontology annotation, molecular function: isopentenyl-diphosphate delta-isomerase activity. Gene Ontology annotation, cellular component: cytoplasm. The record is from RefSeq and is a predicted model, not a curated record. Gene Ontology annotation, biological process: isopentenyl diphosphate biosynthetic process; isoprenoid biosynthetic process. Lineage: Eukaryota; Fungi; Ascomycota; Sordariomycetes; Hypocreales; Clavicipitaceae.